This is a messenger RNA of Lates calcarifer (barramundi perch), 2996 nucleotides long. RefSeq names its product tumor protein p63 regulated 1-like (gene tprg1l). The record is from RefSeq and is a predicted model, not a curated record. Gene Ontology annotation, cellular component: cytoplasm. Bases 180 to 1025 code for a protein of 281 amino acids. NCBI's taxonomy places the organism in Eukaryota, Metazoa, Chordata, Actinopteri, Centropomidae. The transcript is spliced from 6 exons.
AAGAGGAAGGAAAUUAAAGGGGGGAAGUGAAGCAAGAGGGCACUACUUCCUUGUAGCCCUCACAAUCAAAACAUUAUUCGUGCGCAAUGGGUGAGUCUGCACCCUCGAAUAGACAUUUUCUAGUCUAAACACUUGGCGCACAUCGUCGGGAAGCUCCUCGAGCAGCGUUUUGUUGCACAAUGCUUCAGCUGAACGACACGGUGGAGCCGGAGAGUCCGGGCGCUGCGGUUCUCCACCCUGCAGAAGCCGAGGAGGGGGUCGAGGUUGCCUUCACGCCGCCGGAGGCCGGGCGAAGCCUCGGACACGGAGCCGCCGUGGCCUGCUGCCCCCCGUUACAAACGCUGACACCUUUUCAUGUGCAUAACCCCACGGUGCAAGCGAAAGUGAAGGACUAUUUCGUGUUCAGGCCAGGUACCAUUGAGCAAGCUGUGAGCGACAUCAGGACUGUGGCACUCCCUUCUGAGGAUGGAGAGGUGCUCAGUGUCUGGCUGCUAGCUGAAGUUGACCAUUGGAACAAUGAGAAAGAGAGACUGGUGCUUAUAACUGACAGGUCACUGCUGGUGUGCAAGUACGACUUCAUCAACCUGUUGUGUCAGCAGGUCAUCAGGAUCUCUCUCAAUGCUGUAGACACCAUCUCAGUGGGCGAGUUUGAGUUCCCACCCAAAUCCCUAAACAAGAGAGAGGGCUAUGGGAUUCGCGUCCAGUGGGACAAACGUCCUCGGGCCUCGUUUUUUAACCGCUGGAACCCGUGGUCCACAGACAUGCCCUAUGCCACCUUCACGGAGCACCCCAUGGCCCACGCUGAUGAGAAGGUAGCCUCUCUCUGCCAGUUGGACAACUUCAGGACCCAGCUGGUGCAGGCAGUGAAGAAAGCACAUAAGGAGCACCCCAUUCCGGGUCGGGCUAAUGGUGUGCUGAUCCUUGAGAGACCCCUGCUCAUCGAGACCUAUCUGGGCAUUAUGUCCUUCAUCAACAAUGAGGCUAAGUUGGGCUACUCCAUGACCCGUGGCAAGAUCGGCUUCUAAAAUCCACAGUUUCUCCAAAUCACAACCCAUAUGUCUGUGUUACACUGCGAUGUCUGAGGGAAGCUAGCGCUCCGGUGUAAAGCGCAACCAAUCAGUGUGUGUAAGUUGAGCCCAUGAGAUGUCCACACUUCCUUAAGUUGGUAUCACAGACAAGUGGUCAGCCUACCAUAGGUAAAAUAAUGCGCAGCACUGCAUGGACUGUGUCCCCUCAUUUGUUUUUAGUCCCCUCAGUCCCUGUCUGUCAAAGAGCUGCUCAGAGAUCUGCCAUACCCGCAUGGGCCCUCAGGAGUGAAUGCCCAUGUGACAUAAGUUGGAGAGAAAGGACACAGCACUUGCAUCAAUUCAUCACCUCUGUACUUACUGUAGAUUGAGCUUCUUAUAGUCUCCUGCUCCUCAUUUAACCAAUCACUGACAAGGCUGUCAAAACUAAUGUGAUGCUAAGAUUUUGGUAGAGGAGUGCUAAGAUCAGGGUUGUUAUUUCAGGGUUAAAGCUGAGAUUUGUUUGGGCUUUUUUCUGCAACAAAAGAAAAAAGAAAGGCUACUGAGAGGAGGGCAGUCAAACUGUAAUGUCAGCCAACAAUAGGUUUCAUAUUUGCUGCAUUAACAUGGUUUGAAAUAAAGGAUUGUAUUAUUCAGAUCACAAGACCAUGCAGCUGAUGGAUUCAGUUCAAUGGUCAUGUCACAUGAUUACUGUAAUAAACAUUACUAAUAUGGAAACUGUUCAGGACCUGCACUGCUACACUGAAAAGCUCUGGGCUCAGCUAUGUUACUUGUGGAAAAUAGCCGCUGGGGUUCACUUUUCAGCAUUAAUGAAACUUGUUCAGCGGAAAUGAUAAAUUACAUGUUGUGACCUUCCUCUCUUACUGGCUGAUGUUGUGCUCUCCGUGCUUACAUUUGCCUAAGUCCUGUGUUUGCUCAGAGUAGGGGGCUGGUGUACCACUUUAAGAGCUGCAUUAGCUACUAUAGCUGAAGUGGUUUUGUAUGUUACGGAUGUUUUAUGCAACAUGAACUUGUAAACCAUGUCUUCAUGUCUGUUUGUAAGCUGCCUUCAUGGUUCUUAAACUUGCAUUUGUUUUGGGCAUACAUUUGCACUCCGCUACAUUAAACCAUGGUGAGAAUAAUGGACGGGUUACAUAAUGAAAUACGUGCAAACAAAGCUUUGUAUCAAUUAAUUAACCACAUACUGUAUGUAUAAUGUGAAUAGGAUUUAAGCGAUUUUCUUUUCUUAAGCUGCACCCUAUAACACAUCAUUGUGCUACCAAAGGUAACAGACCAUAUUUUCAUGCUCAACAAUGCCAAUGAAUAAUUGUGUCCAAAAAUGCCCUUUUCUGGUCUUAACCUGUGCAUGUUCCCUGCACGUUGAGUUUGCAUGACAGAUGUUUCUUUUUUUUUAAAAAGGAAAAAUCCUACAAAAAUGUGUAAAUACUAAUUAGGUUUUAGUUAUCUGCAGUUACUUUGAUGCAGUUAACACACAAACACUUCUAGAAAAUGAAUAUUUCAUUGCCAGUUUUGAAGUAUUUUAUUUGGGGAUUUUGAAAGAGAUUGACUCAUUAUUACAAACAUGUGGAGGGUUACUUUUUGUUCUAUUUGUAGCACAGUAACCACAAUGGAGAACAAUAAAUGCCUAUAUGUUCUUGUCAGGGCUUUAGCUCUGGUUGUUGUGAAAAAGUGCAUUUACAUUAUGUUUGUACUGUCCAGGACUGCAACAAAGUGAUUAGGUUACAGUUAAAGUGGCUGUACACUUUGCUUUUAUAAAUGGGAACAGCAUACAUAGACAGAUGAUGCCUUGAAGCCAAGUAAUACCGUUCUAAUAUUAUAUUUAAUUCUGCCUGUUAAUUUGUCGUUUGGAUUCUUACUGGCAUUUGAGUUUGGUCAUAGCGGGUAACAACUAUUAAAUUCUACCAGUAAUGAUGCAGUAUUUGCAGAUUUAAUAUAACGUCACUAGUGUCAUUAAAAAAUGAUUUAAAAUUA